GUAGCCGACAUCUGAGUUUAAAGGCCCCACCUUUCCCCGCUUUCCUCUUCUGAUUCUCUUCCAUGAUCGUCCACCCACACUGCAUCUUCACGAAAUCAUUCAAUUCCUUUUCUGACUUUAAUUAAUAAUACAACUUACAGAGUUUGUUGCUUUCACUAAGUAACGAUCAUAAAAACUCCACUACUAAGCCUUGAGAAUUUGCAGUUACAGAGACCACAAUGGCUUUCAGUUUCAGUAUGAGCCUCAACCUUGUACUUCUCGUGGCCAUGGUUGCUUCCAACAUUAUCUCUCUCUACCACCUCUCUUCCACCGUCAUAUUUCCCGCCAACCCUCCUCCCCAAUCCAUCCCCGACCACCUCCUCCGCCAACUACACUCGAUACGCGCCACCAUCAACCGACUCACGCGCCUCCAGCAAGCUGCUGCCGACACUAGCACUUCUCCUACCUCUGCUGCUACUAAACACACCAUUCCUUCAGAUCUCUUGCUUUACUCUCGUCUCUCUCCUAUUGCUUCCUCUUGCCAUGACUACCCUGAGCUUCUUCACAAGUACAUGAACUACACUCCGUUCUCGCUCUGUCCUUCUGAUUCUGACCUCGCCGAGGCUCUCAUUCUCCGUGGCUGCCACCCACUUCCUCGCCGGAGAUGCUUCUCACUGACCCCACAAAAACCCGCUUCUUCUUCCCUUCCCCGUGACCCGUUUUCUUCUCUUCCGAGUUCUAAUGUUAUAUGGGACAAGUACUCCUGUAAGAGCUUCGAUUGUUUAAAUCGACUGAAUCCGAAUCUGGGUUUCGAUGCGUCUCGUGAAAUAACCAAAUUUAUGAGCUACAAGUCUGAACUUGACCUCCCAAUACCUCAGUUAUUACAGAUUGCGAGAGCCGCUAAGUCUGUGAUUCGAUUAGGACUCGACAUUGGAGGAGGAACAGGGACUUUUGCUGCGAGGAUGAAGAUGCAUAACGUGACGGUUGUGACGACGACCAUGAACGUGGCUGCGCCGUACAAUGAGGCGGUGGCGCUGAGGGGAUUGGUACCGCUGCACGUGCCAUUGCAGCAGCGGCUGCCGGUGUUCGACGGGGUGGUGGAUGUGGUCCGGUGCGGGCGUGCCGUGAACCGGUGGAUUCCGGCGACGAUGAUGGAGUUUCUACUGUAUGAUGUUGAUAGAGUGUUGAGGAGUGGUGGGUACUUGUGGGUGGAUCAGUUUUUCAGCAGAGGGGUGGAUCUUGAGACUGUGUAUGGACCUCUGAUCGGAAAAUUGGGGUACAAGAGAGUGAAGUGGGCGACGGCGAACAAGACAGACAUCGCCGGUUUGAAGAACGGAGAGGUCUACUUGACUGCCUUGUUGCAGAAGCCAGUGUCAAGAUGACUUCAAACAAAAGUUGAUGCAGAUAAAUAUAUACACUUAGGCUCUGUUUGGAUAGCACUUUUCAAACUUCAAAUGUGCUUUCGGGAGAUUUUUCAGGCAACAUUUGUGAGAAGUAAAAAAUUGUAGGUUUUGCAAGACCGCACCUGAAACUGAAAAACAAAUGGGCACUUACAAGGAUGAUACAACAGUAGAAAAAGAUCCUUUGAGAUCAAGGGGCUUGCAAUGAAGCAGUUCCAAUCUGCUUUGUGAUCGAUCAUUCUUGUUGCUGAUUAUUCAAAGUCCAAAAUCACAAAUGGAACAAAAAUAGAAGCAACUCAAGCGGAGAUCUAAUUCAAUUCAAGGGGUAAAUGUCUGGAGAAAUUCCUCGGCUUCUUCAUUGUGGUCAUUCUUGUAUCAUCAUUAUCGUUGUUGUUGAAUUGUCUAAUACUAAUCCAUUGUUUGGGAAACAAAUCUAGGAGGCACUGAUUGCCAAAUUCGGAUUU
Prosopis cineraria is the source of this 1843-nucleotide messenger RNA. RefSeq names its product probable methyltransferase At1g29790. Bases 219 to 1361 code for a protein of 380 amino acids. The transcript is spliced from 2 exons. Lineage: Eukaryota; Viridiplantae; Streptophyta; Magnoliopsida; Fabales; Fabaceae. The record is from RefSeq and is a predicted model, not a curated record. Gene Ontology annotation, molecular function: methyltransferase activity.